This is a messenger RNA of Acomys russatus (golden spiny mouse), 1267 nucleotides long. It is a transcript of the gene Mrpl9, whose product is annotated as mitochondrial ribosomal protein L9. Bases 30 to 644 code for a protein of 204 amino acids. The transcript has 6 exons. NCBI's taxonomy places the organism in Eukaryota, Metazoa, Chordata, Mammalia, Rodentia, Muridae. The record is from RefSeq and is a predicted model, not a curated record. Gene Ontology annotation, molecular function: structural constituent of ribosome. Gene Ontology annotation, biological process: translation. Gene Ontology annotation, cellular component: mitochondrion; ribosome.
UCCUUCCUCCGUCUGUCCGCCCCGGGAUCAUGGCGGCCGCCGUGGCUUCCCGGUACAAGGCUCUGCUAUGGGCAGGCGCUGCUUGGCUGCGUCAGGGAGGCAUCGGGGAGCUGCGCGGGGCGCGACUUGAAGGGAGUAUCCCGGGGCGUAACUUCAGCCUCUCUAAUCACCGGAGCACGGUCGUCGUGGAGCGCUGGUGGAAGGUGCCGCUAGCCGGGGAGGGGCGGAAGCCGCGCCUGCACCGGCGACACCGCGUGUACAAGCUGGUGGAGGACACGAAACACCGGCCCAAAGAGGCCCUGGAGCUCAUCCUGACGCAGUCUGUGGACGAAAUUGGAGUCCGGGGUGAUCUGGUCUCAGUGAGGAAAUCCGUGGGUCGUAAUAAGCUCCUUCCUCAGGGACUCGCUGUGUAUGCAUCUCCUGAGAACAAGAAGCUGUUUGAGGAGGAGAAACUGCUGAGACAAGAAGGGAAACUGGAGAAGAUACAGACGAAGGCAGGCGAGGCGACGGUGAAGUUCCUGAGACGCUGCCGCCUGGAGGUGGGCAUGAAAAACAACGUCAAAUGGGAACUAAGCCCCGACAUCGUUGCCCGCCACUUCUUCAAGAACGUGAGUGUCCCAAGCAUUAGCAUUCCUCUCAGGUAGGAGACCCAGGAUUGAACCUUUUUCUACAAAAUGGUUUUACGAACUGGAGUUGGGAGUUGCUCUUGAUGGUUUGCGGGGAGAAGUGGGAAUGUGGCUCAGUAAAGGCCAGUGGGGAAGGGCAGUUGCGUUUAUGUUUAUCUCCAGCUGGGCAGAACUGGGAAUGUGUGGCUUACUGGAGAAGUGUUACUUUCAUGGGUGAAGAAGAUCUGUUCUGUUAAUAAAUUUACCACCCUUGCUGAGAAAUUAAGACUGAGCAUCUCUGCUGUCAUCUGUGGUACCCCCUGGGGUCAGCCAGAAUCAGCCCUGUGUAGAACAUUCCAGGCCGGGUGUCUCUGAGGUUGCCCAGAGGCAGAAGCUGCAGGUUCUCUGGUGGUUGGUUCUGUUUUUCAGCUUGGUGUUGUGGUUUCCCCGCAUGCUUUGAAGUUACCAGAGGAACCUAUCACUCGGUGGGGCGAGUACUGGUGUGAUGUGACUGUAAACGGGCUCGACACCGUGAGAGUUCCUAUGUCCGUCGUGCUCUUUCAGAAGCCCAAGACCAAGAGAUACAAGCACUGGCUGGCCCAGCAAGCUGCCAAGAGUGAGGCCCCCAGCAGCUCCCCCGCAGUCUGAAUGUCCCUGCCUCC